This is a messenger RNA of Pseudonaja textilis, 3582 nucleotides long. Its product is annotated as G protein-activated inward rectifier potassium channel 1-like. Gene Ontology annotation, molecular function: G-protein activated inward rectifier potassium channel activity. The record is from RefSeq and is a predicted model, not a curated record. NCBI's taxonomy places the organism in Eukaryota, Metazoa, Chordata, Lepidosauria, Squamata, Elapidae. Gene Ontology annotation, cellular component: plasma membrane. Gene Ontology annotation, biological process: regulation of monoatomic ion transmembrane transport; potassium ion import across plasma membrane.
AAGCCCAGUGCUUCGCCAAGUGCCGCCUGAAGGGAACUUCCAUCCACGAGAGGGGGACACGCGUCCCUCAGGAAUUCCGGGCAGAGAACCCCUGAGGAAAAGAAGCAACCGGAGCAGCAGUUACUCCUGCAACUGUCGCCUCUAUCCAGGACGUUGCCGCGGCCAAGUACCUGAGGGCUGGCUGGUUACCACACCCCGGUUCCUGUUACCGAUACGGCGCACGAAUCUGGCUGAGUUUGAUCCCGGGGCUAGAGAGCUUCACUCGAGAGGGCACCACCAAAGCAUCUAUCUACAUCACCACUCUCACAUCUGCAAAGCCUGGCUUCCUGCUGGGGUUGCCUUCAGAUGUGGUGCUUAUAAAGACCGUGCUAGAUAGCCUGUGCCAUUCCAGAAGGAAGCCACUCCUUGCAAGACAGCUGGCCAGGGACAACCCAAAACGAGCAAACGGGAGGUCCCCAAUAAUCUGACCUUAUCCUGCUUUUGUGCCAGUCCGCUUGCAUCAUAAGAGAGUAUCUGCCAAACCAGUUGGGUCUUUUCCUUGUGUUUCAAUGUUUGUUCUGUGCCUCUGGCAUCAUCCUCUCCCAAGACAAUGCUUUAAAUAAUCAAAGAUUCCACAAUCAUCUGGAUUUUAUUUUGUGCUAGUAUUUGGCAGUUCUCCAAGCAGUGGUACAGAAAAGACCUCUCUAGAUUCAGCUCCACUGAUCUCCAACAACAGCCCAUGCCAAGUGGAAGAGACCACCAGCUACCGUCUGCUCUGCUGAUGAUUGUCUACAUUGGGACCCUUGCAUGAAACAACAGAGUUUCCACACUGAAACCAACCUUUGUUCUACUACUAACCACCCAGAGUGCAAGGAAAUCUCCUUCUCCUCAGGAUGUCAGUUGUGCGAAGAAAGUUUGGUGAUGACUAUCAGGCAGUGGUGGCUGCACCAUCCCAUCGGAAACGGCAGCGCUUUGUUGACAAGAACGGCCGCUGUAAUGUCCAGCAUGGCAACCUGGGCAGUGAGAACAGUCGCUACCUUUCCGAUCUCUUCACCACGCUGGUGGACCUCAAGUGGCGUUGGAACCUUCUCAUUUUCUUGCUGACCUACACUGUGGCUUGGCUGGUGAUGGCCUCCAUGUGGUGGGGAAUUGCUUAUUUGCGUGGGGACCUAGAUAUACACCAGAGCCCCAGUUCAGGACAUAACCCCUGUGUGGCUAAUGUCUACAACUUUCCCUCAGCCUUCCUCUUCUUUAUUGAGACAGAAGCCACCAUUGGCUACGGCCAUCGCUACAUUACUGAGCGCUGUCCAGAAGGAAUCGUGCUUUUUCUGUUCCAGUCACUGCUGGGCUCUGUGGUAGAUGCCUUCCUCAUCGGAUGCAUGUUCAUCAAAAUGUCCCAACCCAAGAAACGUGCUGAAACUCUAAUGUUUAGCCGUGCUGCUGUCAUCUCGCAGCGAGAUGGAAAACUCUGCCUUAUGUUUCGGGUGGGCAACCUCCGCAACAGCCACAUGGUCUCAGCCCAGAUCCGUUGCAAACUCAUUAAGUCACGACAGACACCAGAAGGAGAAUUCUUGCCACUAGACCAAUGUGAGCUUGAUGUUGGAUUUGGAACCGGGGCCGACCAACUGUUCCUCGUUUCUCCUCUAACCAUCUGUCAUGAAAUCAGUGAUAAGAGUCCCUUUUUUGCCCUCUCGCAAAGAUCCCUAAGGAGCGAGCAGUUUGAAAUUGUCGUAAUCCUUGAAGGCAUUGUUGAAACUACAGGAAUGACAUGCCAAGCCAGAACUUCUUAUACAGAAGAUGAAGUCCUCUGGGGCCACAGGUUCCUUCCUGUGAUGUCCCUGGAAGAUGGCUUUUUCCGUGUAGAUUAUUCCCAAUUUCAUAGCACCUUUGAAGUUCCAACUCCUCCCUAUAGUGUGAAAGAGCAAGAAGAGAAUUUGGCUCUUCCAUCACCUCUGAACACCCCUACUGGGAGUCACAGGAGUCGACGGGAAAAGAUCUCCUCUCUUGACUGUCUCGAAUAUUUUGAAGAGAAAAGCAGCCGCCUUCCCAGCAAACUUCAGAAGCUUUGUACAGGGAAGGUGGAUCUCCAGAGAGGUAUUCCAAGCCUUUGCUCCACCAAUGUUGAGAAAGCUUGCAGCACUGGUGACCUCUUGAAAAUCCAGCAGAUCAGUUCUGUCUGCAACAUGGAGGAGGAAGGUGAAAAGUUGAAGUUGGCUGCCUUCAAAACCAAAUCAGAGCUCCUGGCUCGGUCCACUGGGAACCUCGAAUUCCAGCAGAGACCUCAACUCUUGCAUACCCUAGGGGCAAGAUUGGAGGAUCAUUUGCCUGCCAAGUUACGAAAAAUGAAUUCAGGGCUUUUCUCUUAAAAGAGCAGACAGACAACAGUGUAUGCAGGUUUCCACAGCUGGGGAAUAAGCCAGUCUCCUCCGAGAGGCGCUCUUGAGAUGGGUGAGAUGAGAUUCCUGUCGUUAUUUUCAUGGGUGUUCUGAAGAUGCUGAGCUGACAAAAGUUGGAUUUGGGAAUGACUGUAUGAACUCUUUUCCUGGGUGUGAAGUUUCUUCCUUCGGGAGAUUCCUCACAAUUUCAGGCUUUGAACUUUUCAGAGGUAAUGGGCUGGUUUGGGUGUCCAGGUUAAAUUAGGAAAGUGUGAAAAUUCCUUCGAAUGGUGUCUCAGUUCCUAGUGACUGUGUGGAAUCAUCUUUGACCUCAUAUGGAAGUGGAUUUUCUAUUGCUUCCAACUGGGAUUUUUUUGGACUUCCUAGUCUAGCCUUCCCAGUCUUGGCCAUCCCUCAUGAUAUUUCAUCCAACCAUGAACCAGUCUCACCUUGUGUAGCUUUUCUGGGGUGGCCCAAGGUCAAUUAGGAACUGCCAUCUGCUAAGGGCUAAGCGCAUAUAAAUCUCAUAAAGAAUUAGGAUUCCAAUGGUGAUGGGAACAUAAGGAUCACUUGACUGUAUUUCGUUCUCCCAAAAAGGCAGGCUUCUGAGUCUUGUUGAAUCAGGCAGUAGCAGCAGUCAAGGUCACCUCACAGGAAGACUUUCCUCGCGAUGGGAAUUGCAUGGCAGACUCUGAUGAUGUCAAAUAAAGUCAGUUUUUAUCCCUCCCAAAAGAGACAAAUGAUUUCCAGAAAGGGUAACCCUGUUUGUCUGAAUCAGUGUAAAAUAACUGAUGUGGAAUCCCAGGAAGGCUAUAAGGGAAGAAGUUGCUUCUUUUACAACCCUGCCAGUGAGUAAUCCCUUUAACACAGAAAUGCCUCCAAAACAUUUAAUGUUAAAUGAUUUUGAUUGUGUCAGAAUGGAAAAGUUAGUACCUGAAUGAAACUGAUCAUACUAUCUGUACUGAAUUAAUUUAAUUUCCAUUCAAUUUAAAUUCAAUUUAAACUCCACCCAGUCUGGGACUCCUUUUUUCAUAUGCCACCCAAAAGAGAAGAAUAGUCUGAAAAUGCUUCUAAAUUCUUGAAAUAGAAGUGGAUUUUUCAUUCUGUUCCAUUUCAUUCUUUCUUGCAUUUAACUUUUCUAUUCCAUUACUACUAAUACAAGGGGAAAUACCCUGCUUUCAGAAUUGACAUAUCUGUUGUCCUAUUUAGCCAUCUGGUAGAAUGAAAA